UAGAAAAAUACAAACCUCUGAGAAAGAAAAAAAGAUGAAACCAACUCAAAACACUUCCCAGGAGCCUUAAUUUAAUAUUCUUCACUCCUAUAGAAUAUAAUUCUGUGUGAAGUGUCACAGCUUAUCCAAAGAUGAGCUGCACUUAUACAAAGUUGUGUUUUAAGGAGAAAACCUUUAAUUAUUUGAAAAACUAAUAAUUUUCAAACGGCUACAAACAUGAAAACCAUACUUUUAGGCUACUUGUUUGUGACUAUUCUGUUUGGAUUGCUCAGACUACAGCACACUAUUGGGUAAAUCUGUAAUAGUUUUAGGACUGAUGAGAAUAUAUAUAAUCUCAUCAAUUUCUUGAACAUACUUGAAGAUUCUGCUAUUCUAGCAAAAUUAAAUGGUUACAGCAGGAACAUUGUAUUUAUUUACUGGGAGUACAAGUCAUUUGUAACAACUUUGUUCUCUCCACCAAUUAAAAGCCUGAAGCAAAUGAUAUUAAAGGCCUUAUUUUCUGGUUUCUUGUUAAGCCACAAAUCCCAACUCUUUUCCAUCCUGACAAACAAUAGUCAAAGAGUUGUUCCUACUAGUGAUUGUGAAUGCUAACCAUAUAAUAUGAUCAGGACCCACUUAUGAAUAUUCAACAUUCACCAAGUACUUAUUGAGUACCUAAUGUUUUCCACGUAAUGUGCCAGGUAUUUCAUUAUAGUUAAGUGGACAAGUUCACUUUUGAAAUUCCCCUGGAAUCAUGUGAAUUAGUGUCGUCUCUUGGUUAGACUCAGUUAUAGCCAGUCUAUCAAAGAGAAUCGUCUGAACUUGAACUCUCUUGGUCAAAUACGGUCACAGUUUCCAGCUAGAGCUGGGUUUUUACUCUGGAACACAGCUACCAGCGUUUUCUGCACUUGAAGUUUCAACUUGAUUAAUCAACUAGAGCAGCUUUUGUGUAGGUAAUGAGGACUUGAGGGAGGGACUGUUGAGCAAGGUUUGAGCCAGGCACUUGAGUACUAUUUAGUUCGAUUUUGUGAACACUCACAAACAUUCCAAAGUUAUGUACAAAUUGGUCGCCUUGAGAGGAAUGCUGGAGUCCCAGAUAUUCUGAGCUGAGAAGCCAGCACAGGGAGAGAGACACCAAGUCACCAAAACACAGUCAAAGACAACAGAACUGGACCAAGAAAGUUCAUAACUUUUUGUUUUUGUUUCUACUACGAUGACAUCAUACAUGGCUAUAGAUGGCAGUGCUCUUCAGGUUCCCUUGCGUCAGAAGCCGAGGAGGAAAACUCAAGGUUUUCUCACAAUGAGUCGGAGGAGGAUAUCGUGUAAAGAUCUGGGCCACGCUGACUGCCAAGGGUGGCUGUAUAAGAAAAAGGAAAAGGGAAGUUUCCUAAGCAACAAAUGGAAAAAGUUCUGGGUGAUGCUGAAGGGGUCGUCACUGUACUGGUAUAGCAAUCAAAUGGCAGAGAAAGCUGACGGAUUUGUCAACCUGCCUGAUUUCACUGUGGAAAGAGCAUCUGAAUGCAAGAAAAAGCAUGCUUUUAAGAUCAGCCAUCCACAGAUCAAGACCUUUUAUUUUGCAGCUGAGAAUGUGCAGGAAAUGAACGUGUGGUUAAAUAAACUUGGAUUGGCUGUAAUCCAUCGGGAAUCCACUACAAAGGAUGAAGAAUGUUACAGUGAAAGUGAACAGGAAGAUCCUGAAAUAGCUGCGGAGACACCUCCUCCUUCUCGCUCUUCCCAGACUCAGUCUCCUUCACUAUGUACCGAUGCUGCACAGCAGGCAUCUUCAUCCUCACCCAGCCUUAGUGGAACAUCAUGCUCUUUCUCUUCCCUGGAUACAGUGAAGACACCCAGCAGUUUUCCUUCCUCCUUAUCUGAAGAGAGACAGUCCUGGCCUGACACAGUUAACAGUUUGUCUGCUGCUGAAGAUGAGGGACAGCCAAUAACGUUUGCUGUGCAGGUUCAUUCACCUGUACCUCCAGAGACAGGCAGCCACAAGGCCCCAGAAAACAGCUUUGUCACAUCAGAAAGUGGAUUUUUGAACUCUUUAUCUAGUGAUGAUACUUCAUUGAGUAGCAAUCACGACCAUCUUACUGUCCAAGAUAAGCCUGCUGGAUCAAAGAUCAUGGACAAAGAAGAGACAAAAGUGUCUGAAGAUGACGAAAUGGAGAAGCUAUACAAAUCAUUAGAGCAAGCUAGUCUAUCUCCUCUUGGGGACCGACGACCUUCUACUAAAAAGGAGUUGAGAAAAUCCUUUGUUAAGCGGUGUAAAAAUCCAUCCAUCAACGAGAAACUCCACAAAAUCCGAACGUUGAAUAGCACAUUAAAGUGUAAAGAACAUGAUCUGGCCAUGAUUAACCAGUUACUGGAUGACCCGAAGCUGACAGCCAGGAAAUACAGAGAGUGGAAAGUCAUGAACACCCUGCUGAUCCAGGACAUCUAUCAGCAGCAGCGGGCCACGCCUGCCCCUGAUGACAGCCCCCAGGAACUCAAAGAAUCACCUUCUUCUCCCUGUGUUGAAGAUUCCAUUUGAGACAAAAUCAGAAUUUUCUCCUCUUACAUUUUAUCACAAGCAACUCUUCAAGAUGUUGCAAAAACUUACGUUUUUCCUUAAAAGGAAAACUGAAACCCAGUCCUUCAAGCAUCAGCUCCCCAUCUAAAGAUGCACUUUAGAUGAAGAUAAUCCCCAAAUACAGCGGGUCCCCUCGUUUCAGUCAUAACGCAUCCAUUGAGAUUGGAAUGAUUGAGUUCAGUUGAAAGGCAUUUUUUGUGUUCCUGCUGGGAGCUCACGGUGAUGCGGGGAUCUAGGUGGGAUGUGAGAAAUGUAUCUUCUGCUCCUUGCUCUCCAGAGAAUGCUAUGGACAGAAAUCAAAUUUUACCAGGAAUAAUUGUCCUUGGAAACAUUCUGUUUUUCAAAAGAAGACUAUGUAUUCCACCUGGCUGAGCAGCUGUGUUGCCCAAAUCGCUUUUUGAGUGGAGGAAUGUUUUCUAUAGCAGUGACUGGAAGAACAAAUGUCAUUUGCAGAACAAAAAUUCCUUGUCUUUGGUAUAGAAUGGUGGUGCCUUUUCCACGUGUUGAGAAAUACUUCAUAGACAGUGGCGCAUGGGAGAGCUGAAGGAUGGGGCGUGUUCCAUAUUCCACUCACUCAAAGGACAGCUUGGUGUUUUCACGCUUUAAGCAGGUUAGGGGUUCUGAUUAAUGUUUCCUUUCCUUACAACAGCUAGAGAAAACAUCUCAUCACAGUUGGACACCUCUACUCCCUUCAAGCUUUCCUAAAAGUAGGAGAUAGUAAUAGGUCCAGCAAAGAAUGUCUACAGCUCUUAUACGUAGUGUGAAUUUAUAUCCAGAUUGCCUGGAAUUCAUAUUGACAAGAUGACAUUGGCAUUGGAAUUGUUUUAAUAUCUUUACUCAAAAAACAAAAACAAAAACCAACAGACAGAAACAACAAAAGAGUUAAACAUGAUGGUUUUAUUUUUGUAUGUUUAUAUGUCACUUGUGUGCUAUGUGAAUAGCUAUCUAUAAUAUGUUUGUUAUUUAAAUAUAUUUAUAGAAAUUCAAAUUACUAGUGUUUUAAAAGAUGAUAUACUAUUAUAUGUUGUGCUUAGUAUAUAUUUGAUGAGUCUAUACUUUUAGCUUGAGAAAAAUAGAAAUACUGUUGAUUAACUAGUGUUACGAUGUUGCACUAUACUGUAUGAGGAAUGCUCAGGAAACCUUGUGGGAAAAAGUGGGGCAUGCAUUCAUAAUUUUUAUUUUUCUUCCCACCCCUAUUCCCCUGAGCUCUUAGAUUUAGGUUUCUAUAUCUCUCGUAAGUCACUCUCUUAAGCAGAAAAGGACUUUCAUUUUCGAUGAUCCUUUCUAUUAAAUAAACUUUAAGGUUUAUGCCAUUUAUGCCUGAAAACAUUAGACCAAAUGCAACACAACUAAUGUCAUCUUUUCAUUAAAGACUAAUAGAAAUUUAGGAAUUGUUGUGUUAAAGAGAGCUCAUAGAGAAACAGUAUGAAAGUCUUCCCCUACUAAUCACCAUGGAUAUUUCUCGCCAUAAAAAUAGCCACAACCCACCAAGUACCCAUGCUGGCCCUACCUACCCUAACAAACUGUUGACAUAACCUCUUUUGCUUUAUAGUUUCAAAGUGUGGCUUGACAUUCAAAUGGAAAUAACCACCUGAAUUGUAUCUGCGAACAAAAUGGAAAUAGUUGUUGAAUAUUUACCCCAAGCUUUACUAAGAAGCCUUAAUACUCUGUAAACAAACAAAUAAACAAAAAGCAACCUUAGCAUUAAGAAAAAAAAAAAAAACAUGAAGCAAGUUGUACUACUAGAAGCCUCUUUAAGAUAAGAGGCCAGGCCAAUGGAUUUGGCCCAGCAAACAUGUGGGUACUUCUCCACCUAGGGAAGGUACUGAAUAUGAGUCUGACCUGUGGUGCCCUGACAGAGGAGACAUUCAGGUCCUCAGGUUGGACCCUGAUGCGCUGGCUUGAGAGAGCAGUGAUUUUAACCUUUUGGUCCUGGAAAUGACUGAUUCCUUCAGUGAUUAGCCGACACCAGAAGGGGGAUUAUUUAGGAUUUGCAGUAUAAAGAGUACUGAAGGAACGACACGUAACAAUAGUGGAAAUAACAGUGUGACACAAAGUACCCUUCCGCCUAUUUUUCUUUGGUUUGCAACACCAACCUGUAGACUUCCAGUUUUUCCUAAAUUGAAGAGCUCCAGAAACUUCUGACCAGGGUUUGUGAAUACCUUUGAAUGCUUUCCAUGAAGCCAUGUUUCACCAACUUAAAGGCAAAAAAGAUCCCUGGGAUUACUUAGCCAAGUCUUAAAGUUAUUUUUCAAAGGCACGUCAAGAACAUUAGCCUAGAGGUUUUUGCUUUGUUAGUUAAAGCUUACUUUGCAGAACUUUCCAAAGUGAGAGUUACAUUGAACUGCUUAGUUUUGCACCAGCCUUUCUGAAGCCCCAUUGUCUGCUCAUUCGUGUUUUACCCCCUGUAAAUUCAUUUGCUUUUGAUCAGGUUGUGCUAGAAGUAGGGCUGGCUUCUGUGAGUUCUCAGCUUAGGCUGUGGUCACCAAGAGGUGGGUGGGGUGAUAGGCAGGAGUGAGAGGGAGAGUGAGUGACACUUUCCAUGACACUCAAUGUAGGAAGACAUGGACUUCUCUCUUUUGGCUUCAAGCUACUUUUCUGGUCCAAAGAAUAUUGGGAAAACUGGAUUACUUUCAGUACAUUUCUUGAGACUGGGUCACCUCUGAAAUGCAUUUGGGGUAGUUUCAUGGGGUCCAAGCGCAGACCCCUAUACCCAGUCCCAAAGGGCCUUUGAGCCGUGGAAUGACAUAAAACCAUGGCUACUCAGGAAGGAAGUGGAGAAUUAGCACACGUAGUUCCAAAUCUGUGGCACCUGCUAAGGAUUAGGAUUCGGAGAGGACUCCUCUUCAGGGUUGUGAAGAGGACCUUUUCCCUCUAUUGUUAGCCUGUAGACCCAAAGUGGAGUCUGAAGUGAUGCCCUCACUGGUUGGUAUAUUGCCAAUAGACACACUGAGGCCUGCAUUUGAAGGGCCUCUGUUGCUUUUAAGAAUUCUUAGUUUUGUCACAACAGCUCAAAUCUUAGCAUAGGAUCAAAGGCCUAGAAAGACUCCUAAAGUAUAAGCUUACAAAGACUCCAGGAAGAGGAAGAAAGAGAAACAGAUUGUGUUUGGAGUCAGAUUUCAAUGUGAAAUCCAUGCCUUAUAUUUACACAGCACUUUGUAGUUUGCAAAUUAGUGAGUUUUCAGCCCCCUUUGCUCCCCCACCCCUCCCACUGCCCACGCUUCAUGUGAGAUGAUUGUGGAUUAUAACAGUGAAGUGCCUGGCCCAGAGCCUCUAGUGGUGACACGGGAAUUUGAGUCUCAAGACUCCCAGCGGCUCCCUGCCCCUCCCUCCUCUCCACCCCCCACCUCACUUCACCUGUUACCUUGUGAAGUUGCUGUUGGCGCACAGCCCACUGGGGAACCAAGAAGUUUGACUUGCACUGAAUGUUUCCUCACACUGCGCUCAGCACAGGGCUGGCCCUAGUGGCUGUUAAGCUAAAUUCUCCAUUUGAAACCUAAGGGGCCCUCUCUGUGCUUGAAUACAUUCUCUUUCUAAUGGACCUGCUGCAACCUGCUGGAGCCUGUCUAUGAAUUGGGGUUUAACCGAAUCAUGCUGUGUUUCCUUUUCUUUCCUUCUGUACAUUAGAUGACUUGGGAGGUGCUGUGAGAUCCUUGGAUGGAAAACGUGUAUUUAAAGAAAUGGAGAGUGUGUAUUUUGUUUGCCUUUUGAGGCAUGUGCUGUCAGAUGUCAGAGACCCAACUUAGUGAUGAGAGGCUGGUCCUUUGACCUUCUUCUCCUAAUUGCUUUUUAUGUAAUUAUGACCUUUUCCUCAGGUAGCAUUCCAGUCACCAACAAUGUCACAGAGAUGAAACAGGUUUAAAGAGAAAUAUUUUGAAGUCUUUUGAAAAGAAGUGCUAUCCAAAUUUAAGCCAUGUUUAAAUUCAUAGUCACAUUAACUCUUAGUAAGAAAGACAUUUUAUUUUUCUUUUUGAGAUGGAGUCUUGCUCUGUUGCGCAGGCUGGAGUGCAGUGGUGGGAUCUUGGCCCACCGCAACCUCUGCCUCCCAGUUCAAGUGAUUCUCCUGCCUCCUGCUCAGCCUCCCGAGUACCUGGAAUUAUGCAUGGCUAAUUUUUAUAUUUUAUAUUAUAUUAGAGACCGGGGUUUCACCAUGUUGCCCAGGCUGGUCUCAAACUCCUGACCUUAGGUGAUCCGCCUGCCUUUGCCUCCCAAAGUGCUGGGAUUACAGGCAUGAGCCACUGCACCCAGCCGAAAGACAGUAUUUUGAUAUAGCCACAUAAGUGAUUGAGUAAUGUUAAGUACAGAAAAACUGCCAUAUGCACAUAAAGUUUUAGGGGGUAUUUCUUCUUCAGUCUAACAAAAAUAUGAUACCCAAUUGGGGUUUUUCAGUUUAUUUCUCUUUCAGUUUUUCUUGUAUACCUCACAGGAGAAAUUGAGUCCUAGCAAUGGGAGAGAACUGCCCUGUCUAGGGUUUUGUAACACAUCAUUGAAAAAUAAAAGGCCCCAAAACAAAAUUUUUGCAGCCUGCAUUACAUGGACUGGGGAAGGGGGAUAAUUUCUCCCCUCACAGAAAGCCACUAGUCUCCUUGAAUGAGAUAUUGAGUAGACGCGUUUCUCUGUGGCGUGAGGCAGGAAGCAAUUCCCUUGCCUCUUCUGCACAUCUUAAUUCUUUCCAGAACCACAUGGAAAACUUUGAAAAUGGAUUCUUCAUCAAGAAAUGGUUUAUAUAUUUCUCUUGCUGUAAGGAGACUUCACUGGUCUGUAUUUUUUUUUUUUUUUAACCUUUAGCUCAAACAAGAAGCAUGCCCCAUCAAAACAGUAAAUGCCGUGUAAUAAAACCAGGAGUUGUAAUCGCCAUGUAUUUUAAUGUGCUUGCAUGAUGGGAACGUAACUUUUAGCACUGCAUGGUGUUUGGGGGCCAGAUAUUAAUGUGGAAACGAUAGCUUCAGUUUGUGCUUUCAUUCUGUGUCAGCUACCCCUCUAAACUGAAAAAAGAGGCAUGGCUCGUUUCUCUCCUGCUUUAUGUUUUUGAGGUUGACUUGUAAGAUAAAAAUAAAAAUAAGAAAAAAAAUCUAGUAGAAUAACAUAGGAAAAAAAAGUUAACAUAUACUACUGGUGUUCAUUUUCUGCCCUGCCGUGUUGCUUUCUCAAAGAAAUAAACCUGUGGCUGGGAAGUGUUUAA
Sapajus apella (tufted capuchin) is the source of this 7730-nucleotide messenger RNA. It is a transcript of the gene IPCEF1, whose product is annotated as interaction protein for cytohesin exchange factors 1. NCBI's taxonomy places the organism in Eukaryota, Metazoa, Chordata, Mammalia, Primates, Cebidae. The record is from RefSeq and is a predicted model, not a curated record. The coding region runs from base 1193 to 2509 and encodes 438 amino acids. The transcript has 13 exons.